Mesitornis unicolor (brown roatelo) is the source of this 609-nucleotide messenger RNA. RefSeq lists its product as uncharacterized. The transcript is spliced from 4 exons. Lineage: Eukaryota; Metazoa; Chordata; Aves; Mesitornithiformes; Mesitornithidae. The coding region runs from base 1 to 609 and encodes 202 amino acids. The record is from RefSeq and is a predicted model, not a curated record.
AUGGGCAAGCUGCUGGAAAAGGGCAGCGCUAAAGACGAUCUGCACACCAUGGCCGAAAUCCAAGGGAUGUGUCUUGGUACUGCUUACACAGGGAUAAACGGUGUGCUGGGAUUUGUAGAAGUCGCAGGUUUGCAGAAGACACAAGCUGGUACUGGGUACAAAUUUAACACAAUAGGUGGCAGAAUGACCCCAAGAGUGACCACAGGUGGAGCUCAAGGCGAUUUGGAGCACAACCCUUGCUGGGCUGAGGGACAUGCCAAGGUGCUGUACUAUUUGCUGCCACUGAUUGCAGGUAUUUUGGUCUUUCAUGGUGCUGAACAUGAGGCUGUCACAGCCAGCACUGCUCAAAUGUCCCCAGAGGCUCCAAGCCUCGUGGCAGCCAGCUUUGCCAAUACUGGGCUCUGCAUGGCCUUCUAUGAGAGCACCUUCAACGUGCCAGCGCAGAGCAUCGAAGUGGAUGGCAAUGCUGACUACGGCAUCUUCCAGCUCAGCAGCCAGCUGUGGUAUACCAACAACUGCAGCCUCUUGGAUAACCACUGCCGGAUGGCUUGCAGGGGCACCGUGGCACAGGAGAGGAGGCAGCAGCCUGAACCGUCUUGCUCUGCUUAA